CGUGGCACCCGUAGAUUUGCGGUAAAGACAGACGUGUAUCUAAACCGGAAGUUUUGUACAGUACUACUAUCAUUAGUGAUGACUACGAGCUAUCGGCUGAUCGCAACUUGUAAAAGUGGGAUAUGUUACGAAUGAAUUCAAAAGACGAUGCCAUCCGACUUAACGUUAAAUUUCGAACACCAUCAACAACAUCCAGCGAUGGAUAGUGAGACAGACAUGAUCUCCAUCGACCAGGGAGGAGAGUGGGACAUAAGCCUGUUUGAUGAGUUGGACAACCUAGGAGAUGCAGAUGAGCUGCUUGAGGCCCUGAAGAACUCUGGCUAUGCCACCGAUGGUCCAGAUCUGGACUUUGAUAUAGAUAUACCUCAGUGGAAUGAAUUGGAUGCAGGCAGCCCCUGCACAGAUGGUGAAGCGAGCAUGGACUCUCUGUCACCUGCCCACACUCUGAGCUCUGUUUCCUCUCCUGCCUCAGUGGAAGCCCUGUCCCCAUAUUCCUUACAGGAUGAGGCUCUGUCUCCACAGUUGCUGCCCUCUCCCGUUUCAGUGUGCUCGGAAUCAAGUGGCUUUUCUGAAAUCUCUCCUUCACCUAAGAAGGCUCCAAAGAGAACCAGCCAGAGCCCACGAGUCAAACCAGUUCAGCCACUAAAGAGGCCGAUUCAGAUCGGCCCAAGGGUCUCCAUCCAGCCAAAAUCGCUGAUUACAGCUGUGCCCUUGGCUCAUGCGGCAGCUCCCCUGCAGGCAAAGACAAUCAUCAUCCAGCCCCUGCAGACCACUGUGCUGCCUGUGGUCAAACCAGCUCCAGUCAGCAUCCAGCCAGCACCCCCUCCAGGCUGUCACAUAGUCCUGUCUCAGCCGACCCAGGUGCUACAAAUCCAGACACCACAGACCGUCACCAGCAAUGUGGUCACCUUGCCAACGCUCAGCCAGGAAAGGCCUGUCCCUGUCGCCGCGCCUCCCAUGGUCUCUGUCACACAUCGGACCACUUCCUCAGAUGAUGAUUCAAAGAUGUCCCAGAGGCAGCAGCGUAUGAUUAAGAACCGCGAGUCAGCAUCCCUGUCUCGGAAAAAGAAGAAAGAGUACCUGCUCUCUCUGGAAGGUCGCCUGAAAGUGGCACUGUCUGAGAAUGAGGUGCUCAAGUGUGAAAAUGGCAACCUCAAGAGACAGCUGGAGGGCCUGCUGAGCGAGAACACAGUACUAAAGGCAACAGCCCCCAAGAGGAGAGCUGUGUGUCUCAUGGCCGUCUUGCUGUUCCUUGUGCUUAAUGUCGGACCAUUAAGUGUUUUUCAGGGUGACUCAAGCUCUAAAGGCGGGGUUGUUUCCAUGCAGCACAAUGGCAGACACCUGUUGGGUUUCUCCCCAGAGGCAGAACCUGAGGCUGCGAUGGGCCCCAAGCCUGUCAGCAGCGCUCCCUCUGAGAUGACUGACAGAUCUGAAGAUAAGGCCCUGAUGGUGGUGAAGGAUCCUAUCUUCCUCAGGCCUCCUCCCCCUUGCCAGCCUCCUGUGAACAGGACUAAGUGCACCAGGUUGGCCCAUGAGUUGAGGGGUUGGGUCCACCGCCAUGACGUGCAGCAGACCAAAUCCAGGCGCAUGAGUAACAGUAACAAUAAACCUACCAGGACCAUCCAGAAAACAGCGAAUACAGAGGCUGCCCAGAUUGUGACCAUUCAAUACACAGAAACUACUGAGGAAAAGAAUCCUGGCAGUGAGCUGCAGGUAUACUACGCACCUCAUCACACCUACAGUGACUUCUUUGAUGAGAUCAACCGUCGUGGUGACACUUUCUACGUAGUGUCUUUCCGAAGGGACCAUCUUCUACUUCCUGCUACCAACCACAACAAAGGGAGUCGACCCAAGAUGUCUGUGCUGUUGCCAGCCAUGAACAUAAAUGACAGCGUCAUCAGGGACAAAGAGUUUGAGGUGAUGAUGCAGAUUGACUGUGAAGUGACGGACACCAGGAUUCUCCACAUCAGGUCUUCCACCAUCCCACCUUUGCUCCGAGUCAACCACACAAACACAUUUUACCAGCAUUCCCCAACCGACAAUCAGGCCUCGCCUCCUGUUGGUGUGCUAAUGGGGCCUGCUUAGGGUCAACAGCUGCAUUAUUUAUAACUGUCAAGACAAAAACCUAGAAACUCAAUCUCUUCAUGUCUGC
This is a messenger RNA of Monopterus albus (swamp eel), 2152 nucleotides long. RefSeq names its product activating transcription factor 6 (gene atf6). Bases 148 to 2085 code for a protein of 645 amino acids. Gene Ontology annotation, biological process: endoplasmic reticulum unfolded protein response; regulation of transcription by RNA polymerase II. Gene Ontology annotation, molecular function: DNA-binding transcription factor activity, RNA polymerase II-specific; RNA polymerase II cis-regulatory region sequence-specific DNA binding. Gene Ontology annotation, cellular component: nucleus. Lineage: Eukaryota; Metazoa; Chordata; Actinopteri; Synbranchiformes; Synbranchidae. The transcript has 16 exons. The record is from RefSeq and is a predicted model, not a curated record.